AUGGCGGGUAGCCAGGUGGAGGGAGGGAUGUCGAAAGGGGAGCAGCUGAUCGGGAACCUCCUCGUAGACGCUUUGGAUGAUCGCUUUCGACAAGAGCGCCUUAAUGUGGAGUUUGCGUUUGUCUUUGACACCACCGUUGACACUGUGCUAGACGACCUUGUGGAGGCGCUGGCUGGCAUGGGACUACGCCUGGCGAUCCCACGGGGUCAAUGCGCUUUGUUGUAUGACAACAGCUGCAACAAUGCCAGCAACGGCAGCGCUACCCAUGCCGGUGAGAGCCUCCACAAGGGCCAAGAAGUUGACGGCGUGGGCGGUGCCGAAUUACACGUAGAAGGGGAGGAGGAGGAUGACAGUCGUAGGAUGCUUUCGGGGGCGGAUGUUAUCUUCAAUGCCCCGGAGGUGGAGGCCUUUUACAAUCUGAAUUAUCGCUGUGGUCUCCAUCGUGUUGCCACAUUUCGUAUUGUGAAGAGAGUGCGGGCUCCAUUGCCACUGCGUGGCGUCUCUCGUGGAACGUCAGGAAAAGAGAAUUCUGACGGCAGUGGCGAUCAGGCAGCGACGGAGGGUCUUUCGGUGUAUCUUCUUCACCGCAAACUGCAGUUUGACGAUCUUUCUAACGAGUUAUUGGCCCCAACCAACAUUGAGGGAAACAACGAGGCGCAUGGAGACUACAAAAAAGACCUCUUGCGUGUCCGGGAGAUGGUGGUGGCAGCGGAGAGGUCGAUACUCACUGCCCGUCAACAACACUACCAGCAGCAACCACCACGGGAGCCACAUUGGUCGGUUCAGUUAAGCAAACCGCCCUCGCGGCAUGAGUGGCUUUGUGCUGUUGAGGCGGAGGCCACCGCAUACGUCCGGCUGACGGCUAAACUUGCGCGGGACACCACCUCCGUUGUGACACGACAGGAAACAGCACGCCGUACCCUGGAAAAUGAGGUGGCGGAGUUCCAUCAACGUAUAGACGAAGUAAAGAUGAACGUCGUGAGGCGGGAGGCACUGCAGGAGCGUGUCGAUCGGUUGAAAAUAGAAAUAGAAGCACAGCGGGAAAAGGAGCAGGAACUUCUGCGUUCCCUUGAGAGAGCGAAGAUUAGCGAAGUGAAACGAACACCACCAGUUAGACCUGUUGCAUCUUCCUUUUUUGGUUCUUACGCCGAGCAGCACCCGCAACGAACUCCGGGGGUUCCUCCGGCAUCGGAGGCAGGCGCACUGCGGACUCAUCGCGAUGUUCCUCUUUCGUCUCGACUUCUGUCACCGCCACGCCCCACACCGCCACUGACGCCGCCACCGCCGUCCUCUUUGCCGCAUGAAUUUGUUUCGAAUUACUCAGCCAUUCAAGGCUCAAAUACCGGAAUUGGUGCUGCCACGGGAUCGCAGUUUUUCUCUCCCUCACUGCGCGAGGACGUGCGACAAGCUUUAGCACCCUACAUGCGAUCCUCGAUCAAUGCUCAGCCUUACCAGUCUGAUCUUCAGCGGCUGCGUCAGCUUGCCGUCGAGCUCAGCCACCAUCUACGUUCUCCGAACCCAGAUCCAGUGGAGCGGCGACGGCUUAUGGGUGAAAUUCGCAGCCUUCGACAGGAGGUGGAGCGGCAGCGGGAGGAGGAGUCUCGUGUAACGCCGAACCCUUAG
Messenger RNA from Trypanosoma cruzi, 1623 nucleotides. RefSeq lists its product as uncharacterized. The coding region runs from base 1 to 1623 and encodes 540 amino acids. The record is from RefSeq and is a predicted model, not a curated record. The transcript has a single exon. NCBI's taxonomy places the organism in Eukaryota, Euglenozoa, Kinetoplastea, Trypanosomatida, Trypanosomatidae.